Messenger RNA from Nicrophorus vespilloides, 512 nucleotides. RefSeq lists its product as uncharacterized. Gene Ontology annotation, molecular function: odorant binding. The transcript has 2 exons. The coding region runs from base 51 to 452 and encodes 133 amino acids. Gene Ontology annotation, biological process: sensory perception of smell. NCBI's taxonomy places the organism in Eukaryota, Metazoa, Arthropoda, Insecta, Coleoptera, Silphidae. The record is from RefSeq and is a predicted model, not a curated record.
GGUUCUGUAUAUUUCUUUGUAUUCUUCUACAAAACUUUUGUAAGAACAACAUGAAGGCAACAGUGACUGUAUUCAUAAUUUUGGUGGCAUUCGCGUCCGCCGGUAAAAUUCACUAUGCAGAGAAAUAUUUGGAUCAAAUCGCCACUUCUAGAACAGAAUGCUUUAAAAAAGAAGGUGUGGACUUGAAGUAUUUAGAGCAAGUUGACGACAGUGAAACUAUACCGACAUUCGAUCAGCAGAAGUGUUACGUUCUGUGCAUGAUAAACAAGUUUAAGUUUACCGAUGCUGAACUUCGAUUCCAAGCGGAAAGUUAUAAGGAGUAUUUCGAUGAUUUGGUGCUUUGGGAGAAGGUGGAAACAGCAUUAUCAACGAAAUGUCUGCCAAAAGACAAGAAAAUUAGGAGCUGCGAAGAUGCCUACGACAUGUACAUUUGUCUCGUUAGAAACGUCUAAUGCUCCAAUUAUAAGUUGACUCAUAUGUUUACAUAAAAAUACAUGCAUGAAUGCUACCAA